Trichoderma reesei QM6a is the source of this 372-nucleotide messenger RNA. RefSeq lists its product as uncharacterized. Gene Ontology annotation, cellular component: cytoplasm; nucleus. The annotation marks the transcript as partial. NCBI's taxonomy places the organism in Eukaryota, Fungi, Ascomycota, Sordariomycetes, Hypocreales, Hypocreaceae. The record is from RefSeq and is a predicted model, not a curated record. Gene Ontology annotation, molecular function: protein binding. The transcript has a single exon.
AUGCGCACACCCAUUCAGCAGGCGGCACAGAAUGGCCACGUCGAGGUGGUUAAGAUACUGUUGGAGGCUGGUGUUCAAGUUGACCCACACAUGGACAGCUACGAUAUCGAGAUGCCCUCUCCCCUAUGGCUUGCGGCUCAGGGAGGACAUGUUGAGCUUGUCGAGCUUUUGAUUCGAAAAGGCGCUUACGUUAACUUCUCAGUCCAUCCAUCAAAGCGCUUACCAAUACACGCAGCCACCGAGGACGGGCAUACCGAAACAGUCCACCUCCUCAUCAUAAACGGGGCGGAUAUAGACGCUCGAGAAGAGGACGGCUGGUCUCCCCUUGCAAUUGCAGCUAAUCAAAACCAUAUCGGGGUCGUCAAUCUUCUC